GCUUAUCAAGCUGAAAUUUUUUCCCUUCGAACACAUGUUACCCAACUUCAAGAUAUUUUGAAAGAAAAUGAGAUUCCUGUGCCAGCACCACCUCCUCCCAUUCCUUGGGUUUUAGAUACUACAGUACAGUCCCCUACUUGGAUUAUUAAUCCUGAAUGGUUCAAACUUAAUCCUAACAGUAUUCCUUUUG
Messenger RNA from Acaulospora morrowiae, 190 nucleotides. NCBI's taxonomy places the organism in Eukaryota, Fungi, Glomeromycota, Glomeromycetes, Diversisporales, Acaulosporaceae. The record is from the annotation of a GenBank genome assembly.